Plodia interpunctella (Indianmeal moth) is the source of this 4847-nucleotide messenger RNA. RefSeq names its product protein artichoke-like. Bases 455 to 4570 code for a protein of 1371 amino acids. Gene Ontology annotation, molecular function: protein binding. The record is from RefSeq and is a predicted model, not a curated record. Lineage: Eukaryota; Metazoa; Arthropoda; Insecta; Lepidoptera; Pyralidae. The transcript is spliced from 6 exons.
ACCGAGCGCGCGCCGCCGCGGCAGUCUUCAGUGGAGCUUUCUAAUGACCCCAGGCGUUCUCUGUUGCGCGAAUACACACAUAAAACCAACUGGAUUGUUUAAAACUCCAAUCUGAUUGAAAUUCGGCUUAUUUCACGCGUGGUAUACCGCCAGUGCGACAGGACAGGCGCACUUCGAACCACCCCUCUUGCGAUUCGACGUCUCCAAAAUGGACCCUAACACGGACGGAAUAAGCGUGUUUUGUAAUUAGUGCCCAUGUCCGCGCAAAGCUAGCUCAUCAAUGUACCCAAGUGCAAUGGAAAUUCGCCCCAAUUACCACAGCAUAAAGAUCUAAGAUAAUUAGGUACGCGGUUGACUGUCCUCUAUUAAAGAGUCCAUGAUAUAAUUUGGUGAAGUUAUAAUCAAGCUUAUACUAGAAUGUCAUAAACAUUGAGUAUAAUGUAGUUUCAUAGUUAUGAAAGAGAUUUUAUGCUUUGGGACCGAAAAAAAUUAUGGCGACGUUUGGAAAAUUGUUUCAUUAUUACUGUUUCUACCCGCCAUUUUGCGAGCUCAAAAUACCCUGGGGUGUACCGACUUAAUAAGGAGCAAUAAAUGUUCCUGUUAUACGUCUGAAGAAGGUUUAUUUUUAGAUUGCCAGGACACUGUCUUAAAAGACGUGAAAAAUGCUCUAAAGAAGGCUUCGCUUAUCCAUUCAUUAUCUAUAUUUGACCUCGACGACAACGAAGAAAACCUGGGACCCCAUUUCAUACCUCAAGGCGUUUGUAUAAAACACAUACACAUAUCGAGAACCAGUAUAAGAGAUAUUGCUGAUGACACAUUUAUGCCAUUGAGAAAGUGCCUUGAAACAUUGGGAAUUGUGUCGAGCAAAAUAAAAUUUAUACCGCAAAAAGCGUUCUCCGGCAUGCUCAAAUUGAUGUCAAUAGACCUUACUUCUAAUUACAUCGAGGAUAUACCAAGUUACAGCUUUUAUGGUCUUCCGCUAAUGAAACUGAACAUAAAGGGGAACGUGAUACGUGAUAUAUCGGAUUCAGCGUUUUCUAGCUUAGAACUUUCUCUGUCGGAAAUUGAUUUGAGCGAAAACAAUCUUACUGCCUUUCCUAUUGCAUCUCUCUCGAAGUUACGCCAUCUUCGUACCUUGAGAUUAGCUUGGAAUGAAAUGUCUUCUUUCCCUAUUGUUGAAAAUUCUGAUUUGAUUGCUCUAGAAUACCUCGACCUUAAUUCGAAUAAUUUUGAAUUUAUUUCAGAAGACUGCCUUAAAUUUUGUCCGUCCCUUGUUAGAUUAUCAUUUCAUUUUAACUUUAUUCACAACAUACAUUACAGAGCUUUUUAUUCGUUAGCUGAAUUAAAAAAUAUAGACUUAAGCCACAAUAGAAUUAAAAUAUUAAACCCCAAUCUGUUUCAUAAUAAUAAAAAAAUAGAAUACAUCGAUUUGAGCCAUAACCACUUACAUCAUAUACAUGGGUUAUUUUCUAAUUUACCAUCUCUUGGCGAGGUAUACCUUAGCCAUAAUAACAUUUUGGAUGUGCCAAUAGAUUCGUUUUUUAAUUCUUAUAAAAUAAGUUCCAUAUAUUUAGAUAAAAACAGCAUUAGCAAUAUACAUAGUGAGAGCUUUAGUAAUUUGAUGAAUCUGACUAAAUUAAGACUAGAUUUUAAUUAUCUUCAUCAAGUGCCACAUAAUAUUUUUGUAAACAACAGGAAUAUAGUGAAAAUAAGAGUAGACAAUAACAACUUUAUUGAUAUAAGUAAUAACACCUUAGAUUCUCUCGGUAAUUUACGCGAGAUUAGGUUAAACAAUAAUAAACUUAGACUAAUCUCUAAGCAUCAUUUUACAAAUUCACUUAAGUUAGAAGAAAUAUAUUUAAACAAUAAUGAAAUCACUUUCAUUGAGGCAGGAACAUUUAUUAAAAUGUCUAAUUUAAAGCUUUUAAAUUUACAACACAACAAUUUAGUGGAUUUCAAUGAUGUAUUGCCAAAAUUACGAUCAAAUUUACUGACAUUACACUUGGAUUACAAUAAUUUGUCUCUUCUAAGUGCAUUUAUGUUCCUUUCUCAGGAAAAAUUAAAUCAUCUUAGUUUGAAAUAUAAUAAUUUGAAAUUCAUAACACGAAACAUAUUCAGAAAUUUGAGUCAUAUAACGCGACUAGAGUUGAAUCACAAUGAAUUUUCUAUUAUCGAUGAUUUUUCAUUUCAACAUUUAAAUUUGACGAGAUAUUUGAAUCUGCAAAAUAAUUUAAUUCGUAAUAUAACAAAUUACACAUUUUUUGGUUUAAGUGAACUCGAAGAUUUAGACAUUUCAUGUAACAGGAUAUAUUUUGUAUUUGAUAUGGCUUUCGACUCUCUUAAAAAGUUACGGAGUUUAAAUUUAUCUUUUAAUCCUCUCCAAAUAUUACAAAAAAAUAUCUUCCAACAGGGCUUGCCACUAAGUUCACUUUAUUUGGACAAUUGCGAGAUUCAACUUAUAGAAAAUGACACAUUCCAAGGUCUGAAUAAUCUAAAGAUUCUCUCUAUUAAAAACAAUUCUUUAAGAGCUAGUGAUUUAUUGUCGAUAAAUAUUCCAGGUUUGAAACAUUUGUACUUGUCAUUCAAUAUAUUAGAUUAUUUACCCUUGAAAUCUUUCUAUCAACUUCCCCUUUUAGAAUUUCUAUAUUUGGAACACUGCAACAUAGAGCACAUCAUUGAGGGCACAUUUAAAAAUAACAAAAAUCUUCUAAGACUGAACAUUGCACAGAAUAUAAUUAGUUCAAUACCGAUUAAAUUAUUUGACGUUCAUAAUUCUAUUUCGGAAUUUAAUAUAAGCAAUAAUUUUUUAGACUAUGUGCCAUAUAACACUCUCCAUAACUUCACUCAAAUUGAAGUAUUAGACAUUGCUGACAAUCUUCUACCAAGAAUUGAACUUAGUGGUCUAGAGUCGUUAACUAAAUUAAAAUAUUUGAUACUAAGGAAAAAUGAAAUCAAAUCUAUAACAUCGCGAAAAAAAGUUGAAUUUACUGAAUUAAUAGCAUUUGAUGUAAGUUUUAAUAGACUUGAUCAUCUACCUACGGUUAUAUUUGAAAUUUUCCCUAACAUACAAAAUUUAAAUAUUUCUCACAAUGACAUAAUUUACUUCGACUUUCUAAUGACUUACAAAAAGAACAAAAUUUCUUUAGUGAACAUAGAUAUAAGUAAGAAUCCUGCAGUUUCAUGGACUUCAAAUCACAGAGCAGACAAUAAUACGCUUGUAGCAAACUUAUACGAAUUACACAUUUGUGCCACAAAUAUUACCAAUGUUGACGAUAUCACUUUUGAAUUUUUCACUAGCUUGCAACACCUGUACUUAAAAUUUAAUAAAAUAAGACGAUUAUCUAUAAGCCCUUUUUCAAAGUUAAACAUUUUAGAAAACUUAGACUUAAGUUACAACAGAAUUUCACAACUAAAAGCGAGUAAUUUUCGUGGGUUAACGAAAUUAAGGACAUUAUGUUUAUCUAAUAACAACAUCGAGUCGAUGGAAUCUUUUGCUGAAGACUUGGGCAACUUGAAACUUUUAGACCUUUCCCACAACAAGUUACAAAACAUUCUUAAUGAAGAUUUAAUAAACUUGAAGGAACUUUCAGUUUUGCACCUAAGCUAUAACAAUAUUAAAUAUAUAUCAGUCACGGCUUUUAGAAAUUUGAACAAAGUUAUAAAAAUAGACUUAGACCAUAAUAAGCUUCAGGCCAUACCAAUAGAGUUGCUCAGUUCUGUAGAGAAUCACGUUCAAGAUAUUUCUAUAAAAGAUAAUAUUUUAAUAUGUAAUUGUCAAAAAGAUAAUACGUGGAUAUGGAUUCAAGAUCACCCAAAAAUAAUCAAGUCAAACACAGUAACUUGUCUCAACGACGAUUAUCCCAAAGAGAAAUGCGAUGUUCCUAUAAUUUCUCAGUUGUCAGUGGACAAGCAUAAAGACAACUCGGUGUCCGUUUCGUGGUUUAUAAGAAACAGGACCGCUAUUAAAGCGCUACAAAUCUUAUAUUACGGUGAAGAUGUCAGCUCUGAGGUGAAAUCAAAAUAUUUGGAUGCGAAUGAGGUAUCAACUCGCCUAACGGAUUUGGAUCAGAAUGCGAAUUAUGUAGUUUGCGUUAUUACUUUGUAUGAUGAUCCCGUUAUAACUGUCGAAGAUUUUGAAUACAACAAAACAGCUGAUAUUAAUUUAAAUAUUACAGCAAGGAUUACUCAAGACAUUGCUGCAGCAAUUCUAAUGCAAUCGCCAUCAAGUGAAUGUAUUUCGUUUAACACAAUUAAAGAAAAAACUACAGGUAAAACCAAAAUAGUAAAACCUUUUGAUAUAUCCCAAAUAUUAAAUCGUCGGAUGGGUUUGAUCGUGGGUUGUUCUCUAGGUUUUGUGGUAUUUUUUAUUAUGGUAACAGUGUUGUUAUAUACAAAAAUAAAAGAGAGAAAAAGGAUAGCUAAAUCUGAUCCAACUUGGCGCGAAAUGAAUGAUUACCAUUCAAUGCAAAGUAAGGAAGAUAUUUUACAACAUUCUACCACUGCUUCUACAGAUAAUAUAUUGUUAGGUAUGACCAAAAAUCGUAAACAUUCUAUAGACCACUUAAAAUAGAUUUUAAUAUUGUUACACAUUAUACUCAUAUGCCUAAAACAAAGUUUGUUGUCUAUUAGAAAUUAGACUAGAAAAUAAUGUCAAAUCUAAAAUUCUAAACUACUUAAUAGGCAUGUUUUAUUAAUAUUAAUAGUACCAACUUGUUAUAGAUGCUUAUUUAGAAUAAGAAGCUAGUUUUCAUAGAUAGUUUAGUUCUUAGCUAGUCGAUAUUUUGUAAUAAGAAAAUUCAAAGAUUAUUAUUUUAGUAAAAUUUAGUAUUAGAAUUUUCAAUAUUAAA